This is a messenger RNA of Coccinella septempunctata (seven-spotted ladybird), 1383 nucleotides long. RefSeq lists its product as uncharacterized. The transcript has 2 exons. Gene Ontology annotation, molecular function: nucleic acid binding. The coding region runs from base 209 to 1219 and encodes 336 amino acids. Gene Ontology annotation, biological process: DNA integration. NCBI's taxonomy places the organism in Eukaryota, Metazoa, Arthropoda, Insecta, Coleoptera, Coccinellidae. The record is from RefSeq and is a predicted model, not a curated record.
GCAUCCUGCAAUAAUUCCUCGAGCUUCUCAAUUGACUUCUCUGAUUAUAGAUUCUGCUCACAAACGAACUCUCCAUGGAGGUACACAACUCACACUGUCCACCAUCCGACAACAAUAUUGGAUCAUUGGAGGAAGAGCCCCAGUGAAAUCCCACAUCCUGAAGUGUGUUACAUGUGCACGGCAUCGAGGUAUAAGAGCUCAACAACUCAUGGGCCAGUUACCAAAACCACGCGUUAGACCAUCUCGUCCCUUUCUCCACACUGGUGUAGACUACGCCGGACCUCUCACUAUCAAAGCCUGGAAAGGAAGAGGAGCAAAGACACACAAAGGCUGGGUUUGUGUGUUUGUCUGCUUCGCCACCUCAGCAGUCCACCUCGAAGCCGUAAGUGAUUACACCACUGAAUCAUUUAUUGCUGCGUUCCGUAGGUUUACCGCUCGACGAGGCAUCUGUGAAACCUUAUACUCAGACUGCGGAAUCAACUUCAUGGGAGCCGAUGCCACUCUCAAGACCAUGUUCUCAAAGGCCUCCUCACAAAACCAGGUCAUCGCCGAACUCCUCUUAAAAGAAGGUACUAACUGGUGCUUCAACCCACCGGCAGCUCCUCACAUGGGAGGAAAAUGGGAAGCAGCAGUGAAAUCUUUCAAAUACCACCUCGCCCGGGCUACCAAGGAUCAGCCAUUCACCAUGGAAGAGCUGAUCACACUCCUCACCCAGAUCGAAGCAAUCCUCAAUUCUAGACCUCUCGAACCGCUCAGCGAUGAUCCUGAAGACUGCUCCGCUCUCACACCAGGCCACUUCUUAAUAGGUACAGCUCUGAACACCGUACCUGAGCCAUCUCUCGAAGACCUCUCGACUUCUCGACUGUCAAGAUGGCAGUUAAUUCAGCAACGCACCCAGCAGUUCUGGUCCACAUGGUCAACUCAAUUUCUACAACGUCAACUGUCCAUCUCAAAGUGGCACCAUCCAGCCCAUGACAUAAAGGUUGGGUCACUAGUACUCCUCACCGAUGAAAGAUUACCUCCAUGCAAGUGGCCAUUAGGGCGAGUAAUGGCUGUGCACCCAGGGACAGACGGCCUUGUUCGCGUCGUCACUCUCAAGACCUCCACAUCCACUCUAACCAGACCGAUCUCGAAGUUGGCAAUUCUGCCAGUGUCCACUCCAGACGAAGCAAGAAAGAAUUUCAACCCCUCAAGUCUUCUCGAUAACUUACGCUGUUAGUUAUGGCGGGCGGAAUGUUAAAAAUUCAGCCGCUUCUCAACGACGCCACUGGCAGUUCUCAAGGAUGUUCCACUCGACAGCAUCAACGACGCAGCGGUCCCACUUUCCGUGUUUUUCAGAAGUGAAAAACCUACACAUUUACAUAUUUUUCAAAAGAUUCUCUU